Molecule: messenger RNA, 1188 nt
Organism: Drosophila miranda
Lineage: Eukaryota; Metazoa; Arthropoda; Insecta; Diptera; Drosophilidae
Exons: 3
Coding region: 165-974 (269 amino acids)
Source: RefSeq, a predicted model, not a curated record
UACGAGUACUCCAAUCUGGAUACAUAUGCUUGUGCAUAUGUGAUUUAUGACCCCAAGGGGGAUCUCAGCAGCCGAUAACAGAGUUCCAUGGAGCUGGUGGUCAAGUGCGCGUGCCGUCUCUCCGUUCAGUCAUUUCCGAGCUGUCGAGGCGACCGUUGCCCAAGAUGGAUGAAAUUUACUUACAGUUUCUGCUGUGCCAGUGCGUGCUGAAUCGGGCCGACUGGGGUCUGACCAUUGGCUGCAUCAAUGUGAUGUAUUCCUUCUUUCUGUUUAAUUUCUGGGGAGUGGAGCUAGUCAGGACCUUACACGACUAUCCCGUCAAGUGGAUGGUGCUGUACGGCUUCAAUAUCAUGUUCAAUAUUAUCACCAUGAUGCGUAUCGUGAAGCGGGAGAGUAUAUCGGUCUUCUACUGGCUCUGCGAGACGGCCGCCCUGCUCCUGUUCCGCCUCCACUUCACGUACGCCCAUGCGGAUUUCUUUUGGCUGACAGACAACCAAUUGUUCUUUGCCCUCAACGUAGGAGUGGAUGUUUACAUAUUCCUCUCGCUGCUGGUCAUGAUCUACGUGAUGUGGGGUCUGCAUUUGGAGCUGGCUCGACAGUUUCCCAAGGAGCAAAUGCGUAACGAUUACAAGUACGAUCCGGAGGCGGCUGCAGCAAAAAAAGCUGCUGAGGAGAAGAAGGAUAGACUGGAGAGGCAGAGGAAGCGCGAGCUGGAAAAGGAAAAGCAGCUGGAAAAGGAGAAAUUCAAUGAGGAGAUGGAGAUGGAGGAGGAGACAGUGUUCACGAAUGACUGUGGCCACAAGGAGGAACAGGCUUACGACCCAACCGCCCCAGAAGAGUCGAACCUCUAUUCUGACGCCAUCUCCGAGCACAGGGUGGAUCAUCUGUGUGCCCCAACCGCCCCUAACGAGAGCACACUCUUCAUGGAUGACGAUGAGUGCAGUAGUUUUAUUGAAAUAUUCUUCGGAGGAUAGAUAGUACGAGGUAGUAUUAUCAGGGCGAGGCUUCGCAGUGCGUAGGCGGGUUCCAUUUCCGAACUGGCAUAAACAAUCCAAAUGAAAGUAAAGAGCAUUCUCACUUGACCCGAAAACGAGUCUGGCCGCAACUUUGGUCAAAGUCGGCAACAAAACCCCAAACUAAAUAACAAACAAACAGAUGAAUGGAAGAGGAAAAACUUGACUUAACUUU